AUGGUGAAAUUCGUGCCUUACAUGACCCCGAUACCCCCAGAGGAACUUGACGAGAAGGGACCGGGACAUCCAAAUUGGGACCCUGACCUCGAAUGUGCGAAGUUACGCGUCAUCAGCAUCAAGAAGCAAGAGGAAGAGCAAAUUGCCGAGAAGAAGAGAAACAAUGAAUACACGGAUGAGCCUGUGAUCGAGCCUCAGAAGCGGGCAUUGAAGCUCAUACCGAAGCAGGACCUUUUGCUUCCCAGUCGAUGGUUUGACACCGACGAGGACGCUGAGGCAUUCGUCAUCGCUGCCUGCAAAGGCAACAAUGCUGCAGUCGACGCUUUGGGACGAACGAGGACUUCGAAUGCGCUGCUUCAAUUCCUGCGCACUGUCUACGGACUCCGUGGCCAGCGAAAAGAGAACAAGGAAGAUGCAUCUCCACGCCUGAGCCUACAGGAACUUCGUGACCGACAUUGGCAAGCAGUCGUUGAGGAGUCUUCCUUUGCCCGAGACUUCAGCCCGCAUCUUGCCCGCCAUGUCACACUCAUGCUCUUGGGUGCAAACCGCCCCUUUAAGGAGCACGAGAAGUUUCUAGACGGAAGCACCGAUCUUCUAACUAUAAUCGACAGGCUGCUCCAGUGGUUUGAGCAGAACGAUGCCGCUGAGUUGGACGAGUUUGAUGCGCUGCACCCAGAGCCAAAGCAGCUGUACGCCAAACGCAAUGAGCACGAGGCAAAUGGGCGGGCAGAGGCAACUGGGCGGGCAGGGGCAAACACAGUGCUCGUAGAAGCCUUCGAGCUUCUCUUGCCAGAGUGCCAGCAAAGCGAUUCGAGACUCGCCCACCUAUUCCGCUCCCUCGGCCAGACCAAGACAUCGAUCUGUCGUUUCGACCAACCAACAGACGUCGAGGAGGCCAGAGACGCUGGACGGCGCUUCCCUGAGGAGUACAAGUGGACAUAUUGA
Molecule: messenger RNA, 945 nt
Organism: Diaporthe amygdali
Lineage: Eukaryota; Fungi; Ascomycota; Sordariomycetes; Diaporthales; Diaporthaceae
Exons: 3
Coding region: 1-945 (314 amino acids)
Source: RefSeq, a predicted model, not a curated record